Benincasa hispida (wax gourd) is the source of this 5486-nucleotide messenger RNA. Its product is annotated as ABC transporter C family member 2-like. Gene Ontology annotation, cellular component: membrane. Gene Ontology annotation, molecular function: ATP binding; ABC-type transporter activity; ATP hydrolysis activity. The record is from RefSeq and is a predicted model, not a curated record. Gene Ontology annotation, biological process: transmembrane transport. Lineage: Eukaryota; Viridiplantae; Streptophyta; Magnoliopsida; Cucurbitales; Cucurbitaceae.
UUGGUUUGCAAUUUUGAUGUCAUCAAUUUCACACCGUUCAUCAAACCGGAUGAACUGUUUCUCGUUAUAUGAUAUUAGUUAUUUUCUCGCGACGUGUUCGUAAAAGGAAUAUUACGCUGGCCACUGGUGUCUGCUGCUCGAGGCUAUGAUUCUUCUCGUUCUGUAGCUGGAUUUCUCGAGUUCGGCUUCUCGAUCGCUGUUCUUCAACUUUCCGGGAGAUUUGGUCAUUGAUUCGCAUUCUAUUACGGUAGACUGCUGUUUUCUGUUUAUUUAUCCCCUGCCCCCUCUUUCCGGCUUGCAGUCGGAGGAACCGAGAAGCUAAUCGGAGGCUGAUUUUCAGCUUGUUCGUCCUGGUGGAAGGAGACCACACCAGGUUAAGCAAGCAACAGUGGGUGCAGAGGUGGAUUAUGUGCUUGCAGUAGGAAAGUCAAAAGUAGAUCAAGAAUGGCUUUUGAGCCGUUUGUUUGGUAUUGUCGACCGGUUGCUGGUGGUGUGUGGACGACAGCAGUGGAGAAUGCUCUUGGUGCUUACACGCCGUGUGCCUUAGACUCUGUUGUUAUUGUUAUUUCUCACCUGGUCUUUCUAGGUCUAUGCAUCUAUAGAACAUGGUUGAUCAAGAAUGAUUUUAAAGCACAGAGGUUUUGCUUGAAGUCAAAGAUAUACAACUACAUGCUGUGUUUAUUGGCUGCAUACUGUGUAUUUGAGCCUUUAUUCAGAUUGAUCAGGGGAAUUUCAAUUUUUAAUUUAGAUGGGCAGGAUGCACUUUCUCCAUUUGAGGUGGUUGCCCUGAUAAUUCAGGCUCUUGCUUGGUGCUUGAUGCUUGUAAUGCUUGUUGUAGAAACUAAAGUUUAUGUUUUUGAAUUUCGUUGGACCGUAAGGUUUGGAGUUGUUUAUAUAUUAGUAGCGGAUGCUGUAAUGCUCAAUCUAAUUCUUUCCGUGAAGGACUUUUAUGAGAGAUAUGUCCUAUAUUGGUACAUCAGUGAAGUCUUUGUCCAGGCUUUAUUUGGUGUUCUUUUGGUGGUAUAUGUGCCUAGCUUGGAUCCUUAUCCUGGUCAUACGCCUCUAAAUAGUGAAUCUGUUGAUGUUGAAUAUGAAGAACUUCCUGGAGAGGAACGUAUAUGCCCCGAGAGGCAUGCAAAUUUAUUUUCAAAAACUACGUUUGCAUGGAUGAAUUCCUUACUGAAGCUAGGAUACCAAAGGCCACUCACAGAGAAGGACGUCUGGAAAUUGGAUUCGUGGGAUCGAACUGAAACAUUAUACAAUAACUUCCAGAAAGCUUGGGUGGAAGAAUCUCAAAAAUCCAAACCGUGGCUUCUUAGAGGAUUGAACAGCAGCAUUGGAGGAAGGUUUUGGUUGGGUGGCAUUUGGAAGAUUGGCAAUGAUCUUUCUCAAUUUGUGGGGCCUGUCAUCUUGAAUAAACUUCUCGAGUCCAUGCAGCGUGGAGAUCCAUCUCAAAUUGGUUACAUUUAUGCUUUCUCAAUAUUUGCUGGAGUGAUCAUUGGAGUGUUAUGUGAAGCACAGUAUUUUCAGAAUGUGAUGCGUGUUGGUUAUCGAGUGAGGUCAACCUUGGUUGCAGCUGUUUUUCGCAAAUCUCUGAGGUUAACUCACGAGGCCCGCAAGACGUUUUCGACGGGAAAGAUAACAAACUUAAUGACUACUGAUGCUGAGACACUUCAGCUAAUAACCCAGUCACUUCAUUCAUUAUGGUCAGCUCCAUUUCGUAUUAUCAUUGCAAUGGUUCUUCUUUACCAGCAGUUGGGAGUCUCUGCACUUUUUGGUUCAUCGCUGCUAGUUCUUUUGUUUCCCAUACAGACACUUGUGAUCAGCAGAUUGCAGAAACAAUCCAAAGAGGGAUUACAACGUACAGACAAGAGAAUUGGUCUCAUGAAUGAGAUCUUAGCUGCAAUGGACACAGUGAAAUGUUAUGCAUGGGAGAGUAGUUUUCAGUCAAAAGUACAAAGUAUUCGAGAUGACGAGUUGUCAUGGUUCCGUAAGGCAUCACUUCUUGGUGCGCUUAAUGGAUUUAUAUUGAAUAGCAUCCCUGUUUUGGUGACUGUGGCUGCUUUUGGAUUGUUCACGGUUCUUGGGGGAGAUUUGACUCCAUCUAGGGCUUUUACGUCACUUUCUCUAUUUGCAGUGCUGCGGUUUCCUCUGUUCCUGCUUCCUAAUAUAAUAACUCAGGUGGUAAAUGCCAAGGUAUCCUUGAAGCGUAUGGAGGAUCUACUUCUGGCCGAAGAGAAAAUUCUGCUUCCAAAUCCACCUCUAAAUCCACAACUUCCAGCCAUCUCAAUCAAGAAUGGAUGUUUUUCUUGGGAUUCUAAGGCCGAGAAACCUACAUUGUCAAACAUCAAUUUGGACGUACCAGUUGGUAGCUUAGUCGCAAUUGUUGGAAGUACAGGAGAGGGAAAGACAUCACUAAUAUCAGCCAUGCUUGGAGAGCUUCCGGCCAUUGCAGCAGAUACUAAUGUUAUUAUUCGGGGAUCUGUUGCUUAUGUUCCCCAAGUUGCAUGGAUUUUUAAUGCAACGGUGCGUGAUAACAUUUUGUUUGGCUCUACUUUUGAAUCUGCUAGAUAUGAGAAAGCAAUAGAUAUAACUGCAUUGCGGCACGACCUUGACUUACUGCCAGGCGGUGAUCUUACUGAAAUUGGAGAAAGAGGAGUGAACAUUAGUGGUGGUCAAAAGCAAAGAGUUUCCUUGGCCAGGGCAGUGUACUCCAAUUCAGAUGUGUACAUUUUUGAUGAUCCCCUGAGUGCUCUUGAUGCUCACGUGGCUAGAGAGGUUUUUGAAAAAUGCAUUAGGGGAGAAUUAAGGGGGAAAACGAGAGUUCUUGUUACCAACCAAUUGCAUUUUCUCUCACAAGUCGACAGAAUUGUCCUUGUUCAUGAAGGUGUAGUGAAGGAGGAAGGAACAUAUGAGGAACUUUUUGAAAAUGGAAAGUUGUUUCAAAGACUAAUGGAAAGUGCAGGUAAAUUGGAAGAAAAUACCGAGGAAAAGGAAGAUGGUGAAACCAGUGAUACUAAAAAAUCAACAGAACUUGCUGCUAAUGGGAUGGGAAAUGAUCAUGCAAAGGAUGCGAGUCCUUCAAAAAAGCGUAAAGAAAACAAAUCUGUUCUUAUCAAGCAAGAAGAAAGAGAAACGGGUGUAGUCAGUUGGAAAGUUUUAUCGAGAUACAAGAAUGCAUUAGGAGGCCUAUGGGUUGUUCUUAUCCUCCUCCUGAGCUAUGUUCUAUCAGAAACUCUUCGAGUUUUUAGUAGCUUAUGGUUAAGCAGUUGGACCGACCAAAGUAAUUUGGUACCUAGUGAAACUUUGUUCUACAACACGAUAUAUGCAGGCCUAUCAUUGGCUCAGGUAUUUGUGACGCUGGUAAAUUCUUAUUGGCUGAUUGUGUCAAGCUUGUAUGCUGCGAAAAGGUUGCACGAUCAAAUGCUUUCUUCUAUUCUAAGAGCUCCAAUGGUGUUCUUCAACACCAAUCCUCUUGGGAGGAUUAUCAAUCGGUUUGCAAAAGAUCUUGGGGAUAUUGAUAGGAAUGUUGCCCCUUUUGUCAACAUGUUUCUAGGGCAAGUUUCGCAGCUUCUUUCAACCUUUGUCUUGAUAGGAGUUGUGAGCACGCUAUCAUUGUGGGCAAUCCUUCCACUUCUGUUAUUGUUUUAUGCAGCCUAUUUAUACUACCAGAGCAUGGCAAGGGAAAUAAAGAGGCUAGACUCCAUCAGUAGAUCUCCUGUUUAUGCACAAUUUGGAGAAGCUCUAAAUGGUCUUUCCACUAUCCGUGCAUACAAAGCUUAUGAUAGAAUGGCUGAUAUUAAUGGAAAAGCCAUGGAUAAUAACAUUAGAUUUACACUUGUGAACAUGAGUGGAAAUCGAUGGCUUGCAAUCCGUCUGGAGACAGUUGGCGGUCUUAUGAUAUGGUUUACAGCAACUUUUGCUGUGAUGCAAAAUGGCAGGGCAGAAAACCAGAAAGCUUUUGCAUCCACCAUGGGUCUUCUUCUUAGUUAUGCUUUAAAUAUUACAUCUUUGUUGACAGGUGUUCUAAGGCUUGCGAGUAUGGCCGAGAAUAGUUUAAAUUCUGUAGAGCGUGUUGGGACCUACAUAGAUUUACCUUCAGAAGCUCCACCAAUUAUUGAAAGCAACCGCCCCCCUCCUGGAUGGCCUUCUUCUGGACUUCUAAAAUUUGAGGAUGUUGUCUUACGUUAUAGACCUGAGCUCCCUCCAGUCUUGCAUGGGCUCUCUUUCACAGUUUUCCCAAGUGACAAGGUUGGCAUUGUAGGAAGAACGGGUGCGGGAAAGUCGAGCAUGCUGAAUGCUUUAUUUCGUAUUGUUGAACUUGAAGCGGGAAAAAUAUUGAUAGAUGGUUUUGAUGUUGCAAAGUUUGGGCUUUUGGAUUUGAGGAGAGUUCUAGGGAUCAUACCACAAGCACCUGUUCUUUUUUCAGGAACGGUUAGGUUUAAUCUAGAUCCAUUCAAUGAACACAAUGAUGCUGAUCUUUGGGAAGCACUAGAGAGGGCACAUUUGAAGGAUGCCAUAAGGAGGAAUACCUUUGGCCUGGAUGCUGAGGUUUCUGAGUCCGGGGAGAAUUUUAGCGUUGGACAAAGGCAACUUUUGAGUCUUGCUCGAGCACUACUUCGAAGAUCGAAGAUUCUAGUUCUUGAUGAAGCAACAGCAGCUGUUGAUGUUAGAACUGAUGCUUUAAUUCAGAAAACAAUAAGGGAGGAGUUUAAAUCCUGUACCAUGCUCAUUAUUGCACACAGGUUAAAUACCAUCAUAGACUGUGAUCAGAUCCUUCUACUCGAUUCUGGUCGGGUUUUGGAGUAUAAUACUCCCGAAGAACUUUUGUCAAAUGAAAAAAGCGCUUUUUCAAAGAUGGUUCAAAGUACAGGAGCUGCCAAUGCCCAAUACUUACGCAGCUUAGUACUGGGAGGCGGAGGUGAGAAAAAGUCGGGAACUGAAGAGAACUAUAAGGUGGAUGGGCAGAGGAAAUGGUUGGCUUCCUCGCGGUGGGCUGCAGCUGCCCAAUUUGCUUUGGCUGUCAGCCUUGGAUCUUCACAUAAUGAUCUUCAAAGUUUGGAGGUAGAAGAUGAGAAUAGUAUCCUUAGGAGAACCAAGGAUGCCGUAAUAAUGCUACGGGGAGUUCUGGGAGGAAAGCAUGAUACUGAAAUUGAACAAAGCUUGAAUGGUUACCAAAUCUCUACCGAUGGAUGGUGGUCGUCUCUUUUCAGAAUGAUUGAAGGACUUGCUCUGCUAAGCAGAUUGGGUCGAAACAGGCUUCAAAAUUCAGAAUAUGGCUUUGAAGACACGAAGUUCGAUUGGGAUCAAAGCACUAUUGAGUGAAAUUUGGUUAGGUUAGCAUUAGCUUGAGACUUUCUUGAUUCCAAUUGUUUAGCUAAUGCUGUUUCUUUGCAUUUACGUGGCCGUGGUAUAUAAUGGCUCUGGAUUUUGCACUAAAUACAUUAUUGCGGAGGAAUUAUGUAUUGUUUAGACAGUUUCUUUCU